This is a messenger RNA of Arabis nemorensis, 1062 nucleotides long. NCBI's taxonomy places the organism in Eukaryota, Viridiplantae, Streptophyta, Magnoliopsida, Brassicales, Brassicaceae. The record is from the annotation of a GenBank genome assembly.
AUGAGCACCGGCGGAGAUGGCGGAUCGACGGUAACGAACAAGCAGGUCAUUUUGAAGGACUACGUGAGUGGUUUCCCUAAGGAAUCCGAUUUCAAUUUCACUACCACCACCGUCGAGCUUAGGGCUCCGGAUGGUUCUAACUCACUUCUGGUGAAGAAUCUCUAUUUGUCAUGCGAUCCUUACAUGCGAAGUCGCAUGGGGAAACCUGAUCCCUCCGGUGCUGCUAUUGUUCAAGGUUAUGCUCCCGGCAAGCCAAUCUUUGGAUUUGGAGUGUCUAGAGUGAUAGAAUCUGGGCAUCCAGAUUACAAAAAAGGCGACUUACUUUGGGGAAUAGUUGGAUGGGAGGAGUACAGUGUUGUCACUCCAAUUCCUGACAUGCAUUUCAAGAUCCACCACACUGAUGUUCCAUUAUCAUACUACACUGGAAUUCUCGGUAUGCCUGGCAUGACUGCCUAUGCUGGGUUUUAUGAAGUUUGUUCUCCAAAGAAAGGAGAGACUGUUUAUGUGUCCGCUGCAUCUGGUGCAGUUGGUCAGCUUGUGGGACAGUUUGCAAAAAUGAUGGGUUGUUAUGUUGUUGGAAGCGCCGGAAGUAAAGAAAAGGUUGAUCUCCUCAAGACCAAGUUCGGGUUUGAUGAUGCAUUUAACUACAAGGAAGAACAAGACCUUAAUGCUGCCCUGAAAAGGUGUUUUCCCAAAGGCAUAGACAUAUACUUUGAGAACGUAGGAGGCAAAAUGCUAGACGCAGUCCUCUUAAACAUGAACACGCACGGGCGUAUCGCAGUCUGUGGAAUGAUCUCACAAUACAAUCUUGAGGACAAAGAAGGUGUACACAAUCUAUCCUCCAUAAUCUACAAACGAAUCCGCAUUCAAGGCUUUGCAGUCUUUGAUUUCUACGACAAAUACUCAAAGUUCUUGGAGUUUGUGGUUCCUUGCAUAAAAGAAGGGAAGAUAAAGUACGUGGAAGAUGUUGCUGAGGGACUCGAGAAAGGUCCUGAAGCUCUUGUUGGACUCUUCCAUGGUAAGAAUGUCGGGAAACAAGUUGUUGUGGUUGCUCGUGAGUGA